CCACAUAUACAUUGGAGUAUCUGAAAGGCUUCCCUACUUCUCCUGCGCCCAGAACUUCAAUACUGUAUGUGCUGCCCCGCUGAAGACUAUAUAUACAGAUACAAGUUCAGCGAGUACGGUUUAUCAGGCUAGCUGAAGACUCAGACAGAAAGUUGAGCUGCGCAACCACAUAAGUGCUUGAAGCUCCUCAUGACAAUAAGAACACCUCAUCCCGUGGGUGAUGGCGCAAUAGUAAUAGCGAUUCGGAUAACAGAUAACCGUUACAUGUGCUUCGAACAGAUUGGCCAUUGAUAUCCUGGCAAUGACUACGACCAAGCGUCCAAACUUCCUCCUCAUCGUAGCAGAUGAUCUUGGCUUCAGCGAUGUAGGGGCUUUCGGAUCGGAGAUUCAUACUCCAAAUCUUGACAAGUUGGCGGAGGCAGGUGUCCGGAUGACUGACUUUCACACUGCUGCGGCGUGCUCGCCGACACGUUCCAUGUUGUUGUCAGGGACUGACAACCAUAUCGCAGGCGUAGGAGUGAUGGCAGAACAGAAAAGGAACGAUUUGGACCGAUGGAACGCGCCUGGACAUGAAGGAUACUUAAAUCUACGGGUCGCCGCGCUUCCUGAGCUUUUGCAGGACGCUGGAUAUCACACUUUGAUGAGCGGAAAGUGGCAUCUUGGUUUGAAACCAGAUUUCGUGCCCAGCAAGCGAGGCUUUGACCGUUCCUUCGCGUUGCUCCCUGGAGCAUCCAAUCACUACGGAUGGGAGCCGCAAUUUAAGGAUGACAAGAUGAGAUUCUUCGAGCAAUUCUCGCCAUUAUACGUACGCGACGGAGAAAAGGCCAAUACGGAUAACGACCCCGAAGGGUUCUUUUCAUCCGAUUUCUACACAUCAAAUUUAAUUCAAUACAUCGCGGAGAAGCCGAAAGAUAAACCGUUUUUUGCCUUCUUGCCUUUCUCUGCGCCACACUGGCCGCUUCAAGUGGACAAGAAAUACCGAGACAAGUACAAGGGCGUAUAUGACGAAGGUCCAGAAGUUCUCCGACAGAAAAGACUGUCAAAGCUGAAGGAAAUGGGUCUCGUCCCUAAAGACGUUGUGGCUCAUGACGUGGUAGCACCCGAGGAGAGCGAGUGGUCGCGAUUGACUGAUGAAGAACGCGCUCUUUCGGCUAGAGCCAUGGAAACCUAUGCCGGGAUGGUAGAGAACAUGGAUUGGAAUAUUGGCCGCAUCUUGGCAUACUUGGAUGAGAUCGGAGAAACCGACAACACCUUUGUGUUAUUUCAGUCCGACAACGGAAGCGAAGGCGCCUCACACGAAGCGAGGCCUGUGAUGGGCAGAGAUCUUAUGGCCGUUAUAAACAAAUUUUAUGACAACUCACUUGAUAACAUUGGCGAGUAUAAUUCGUUUGUGUGGUACGGGCCGAGGUGGGCCCAGGCAUCGACUGCUCCAAGCAGAUUAUACAAGAUGUACAGCACAGAAGGCGGCAUUAGGGUACCAUUGAUUCUCAGCUAUCCGCCUUGGACCAAGUCGGAAUUUGUAGGAGGGAAGAUCGUGGAUGCCUUUGCGACUGUUAUGGAUGUCACUCCCACAAUCCUCGAGCUUGCCAACGUUCAUCAUCCAGGUACAGGGAAACUCUUUAGGGGAAGAAAGGUAGAGAAACUGCGGGGGAAAUCGUGGGUUGAAUACUUCAGCCAUAUCAGAGAUGACCCAAAAGCUAUUCACGGCUCCGAUGAUCCUGCGGUAGGCUGGGAAUUGUUCGGGCGCGCAGCACUUCGCCACGGUAAGUGGAAGAUUCUUUUCAUGCCGGAAUGGUCAUACGGGACCGGGAGAUGGGAGCUAUACGACUUGAGCACAGAUGCUGGAGAGACCAAGGACCUGUCGCAAGAACAGCCCGAAAAGUUACAAGAGCUCCUGGUCCUUUGGGACGAUUAUGUUAGAGAAACUGGAGUUGUAUGGGGCAGUGCACUAGGUCCGCUACUAGUCGAGACGAAUACAGAUCACAAGGAUGUUAUUGGAGGUGAUCCUAUAGAUGAUCUUCGAGCCUGGAUGCCUGGACGAGAACAAAGCGCUCUUGUACCCAGCACCUAACUGCUUCUGUACCUCGAAACGCGCCAGAGUACUGGAAACAGAGAUGCAUUUUUGUAUGGCUUCGAUGUAAUGGCUCCUUCUAAGUACCAAGUUGAAUUCGCAAGUUUCUGACUAGAGGU
Messenger RNA from Desarmillaria tabescens, 2190 nucleotides. RefSeq names its product arylsulfatase. NCBI's taxonomy places the organism in Eukaryota, Fungi, Basidiomycota, Agaricomycetes, Agaricales, Physalacriaceae. Gene Ontology annotation, molecular function: arylsulfatase activity. The record is from RefSeq and is a predicted model, not a curated record. Bases 302 to 2071 code for a protein of 589 amino acids. The transcript has 8 exons.